Messenger RNA from Zea mays, 1344 nucleotides. RefSeq names its product Peroxidase 66 (gene PER66). Gene Ontology annotation, molecular function: peroxidase activity; heme binding. The record is from RefSeq and is marked validated. NCBI's taxonomy places the organism in Eukaryota, Viridiplantae, Streptophyta, Magnoliopsida, Poales, Poaceae. Bases 117 to 1079 code for a protein of 320 amino acids. The transcript has 4 exons. Gene Ontology annotation, biological process: hydrogen peroxide catabolic process; response to oxidative stress.
GCCCUAGCUAGCUAAUAAAUAUGCAUGUAGUGUACAGCAUCGCCUUGCACACACCAUAUCACAAGCAAGCGCCAACGAUCGAGCAGAAAGAAGAUCGUCGAGAUCGAGCAUAAGCCAUGGCGGCCUCUGUUUCUGCCUCUUGCCUUAUUAGCCUGUCGUCGUUGGCGGUGGUGCUGGUGGCGCUGGCGUCGGCGGCGUCGGCGCAGCUGUCGUCGACGUUCUACGACAGGUCAUGCCCCAACGCGCUGUCCACCAUCAGGAGCGGCGUGAACUCCGCGGUGAGGCAGGAGCCUCGCGUGGGGGCGUCGCUGCUCAGGCUCCAUUUCCACGACUGCUUUGUCCGGGGCUGCGACGCGUCCCUUCUGCUGAACGACACGUCAGGGGAGCAGAGCCAGGGCCCGAAUCUAACUCUGAACCCGAGGGGCUUCGUUGUCGUGAACAGCAUCAAGGCGCAGGUGGAGUCCGUGUGCCCGGGGAUCGUCUCCUGCGCCGACAUACUCGCCGUGGCCGCCCGCGACGGAGUCGUAGCGCUCGGCGGGCCUUCGUGGACAGUUCUACUAGGGCGAAGGGACUCUACCGCUUCAUUCCCAGGCCAGACAAGCGACCUCCCACCUCCGACGUCUAGCCUCCGACAGCUUUUGUCUGCGUAUAACAAGAAGAACCUCAACCCAACCGACAUGGUUGCACUCUCAGGAGCUCACACGAUCGGACAGGCGCAGUGCUCGAGCUUCAACGACCACAUCUACAACGACACCAACAUCAACUCCGCCUUCGCGGCGUCGCUCAGGGCCAACUGCCCCAGGGCAGGCAGCACCGCCCUUGCGCCGCUGGACACCACGACGCCCAACGCGUUCGACAACGCCUACUACACCAACCUGCUGUCCCAGAAGGGGCUCCUGCACUCGGACCAGGAGCUCUUCAACAGCGGCAGCACCGACAGCACGGUCAGGAGCUUCGCGUCCAGCACGUCGGCCUUCAACAGCGCCUUCGCCACGGCCAUGGUCAAGAUGGGCAACCUCAGCCCCCAGACCGGAACCCAGGGGCAGAUCAGGCGCAGCUGCUGGAAGGUCAACUCGUAAGCUACUAGCUACUACGCCCAAUAUGCAAUGCGUUAUGGCAGGCAGAUCAGAGCCAAUAGGCCUCUCAGCUCGUUCUCUAGCUGUGUACCUGUACGUGUGUGUGACUGGUGUUGGUCGAGUAAGUGUACGUACUACAUGGAUGGUGCAGAGAGAGAGAUAUAUAUCGAUCUGGUGGUGGCCACCUUAUUAUCGCAUGCAUAUGUGUACUGUAUUAGCACGACACUAUUAGACACAUUUAUUGAUGGUACCAUGCUAUGCUUGUAAA